UUCUAAUUAAUGCGUCUCGGCAGCAUGUCAAAAUAUCUCUUAUUUUCAUGCGGUAUGAUUUACUGACAUUUCAAAUGACCUCUUAUUUUCUAGCAAUUAUUACAGAGUAGUAAUGCGAUUCGUAUAAUUUACUAACAAGCAGAAAGUAUAUACCACGCAUCAAGCUGUAGUUUCGUGUUUCGCUCUUUAUCUAACACAAGAUUCGCGGGGAAUUUCCGUGAGGGAAAUUCAAAACAAAUAAUCAAUGGGUAAUAUCGCGACACCCAUAUGGACGAUAUAAGAAUCGUGUCAACCGCGCGACGGAAAGUUAUGUGGCGUAAACUAUUGUAGCUAGUGUUUCAAUUCAUUCUAAACCGAUAUAAAACAUAAAUUAGAUAUUAUUCUUUUCUCUACUGUUCCUAUUUGAAAUAAUAUUGUCGGUUAUGUAAAAAUUACGGCAAUCCGUCUGAUGAAGAGGUAACUUAGGUUACACAUGUUAAACCGAAGUGAAUUGACAGAGUGCAAGUAUGAGUAAGACAGCAAAAUUUGGACCCGAUGAUGGACCGACGGUCACAAAUUCAUUCACAACAAACGAGGACGAGUCCGACGAAUUGUUUUCAGAUGAUGAACAGAGCGAAGUGAUGAAUUAUAAGUCUGAUGUUUCCUUGGAUGUAUCAAUUUUACGAUCCAAGACACCUUUACUGUCGACUGACAAUUCAAACACAGUAACACCAAGCGAUGCAGUAAUUCCAUCUACACCACUGAGUUUAGUGCCUUUCCUUAAUAAGAUAAAUGAACAAUGGACUAGUGAUUUAGAGACACCACAGGCCAAUAAGUCAAUUCAGCUGUGUACAAAGCCACCAACAGAUACAGGAGAAACACCUAAACCUGAACAACACACACCUGAUGAUAUUUCAUCUGCUAAAAGUAUAGAUAAUAAAAUUACUUCAGAUUCUCCCAUUAUAGUUCCUAGAGUUGUACGAAAGCGUCCUAAACGACGUUGUAUAUUUAAAUCUUCUACAUUUACAAACACAUCAGCUGAGGCUAGUGAUGAACAUGCUACUAUGAAUAAGCAAGAAGAAGCAUCACAUGCUUCUGAGAGUAAUAUUAAUUUUAUAGUACAAAAUAAUGCUACAGAUGUUACAAUGACCAAUCUUUAUAUUGAUAGUACUCGAGAAGAUAACAGAUCUCAGUUUCUUGAUAAAAUACGAGAAAUGGAUGAUUAUAAGAAUUUUAACCAUCUAAGCAAUGAUGUACCUGAUACCUCAGAUUUGGCCCAAGAGGUGUUUAGUGAUGCUUCUUUUGAUUGUAUAGAUAAAUUAAUCAUUAAUAAUCUCGAUAAGCAAGCAACGAUAGAUACUAACCUCCAAGAUAUCAGCAAACAGAUCUUUGCGAAUAGCCAUAGAAAAAAGUCACAAACUUUGAAUUUAAACAAGAUUGAAGAAAACAAGAGUACAGGAUUCCUUACUGCUAACGGUACUGCCAUUAAUAUUUCAAAAGAAGCAAUGCUUAAAGCAGAGACAUUAUUAGCAGAUGAAAUGCAAAUAGAAAAUCAUGAAUUAUUUGACAAGAAAAGUUCUAUAGAACAAAAGAAUAAGCGUUUAUCACUUUUCUCAGGAGCAUUACCACAACUACCACUUACAGAGCAUAUGAGAAAUUUCAACAAAGUGCACAAUAAAAAUUGUCAACAGCUAGUUGUAAGUGAAAGUCUUAGAAAAAGUAGUGUGCUUCCUCUUUCACUUUCAACUGCUAGUACCUGCAGCAACGUCUCUGAACAAGCAUUACCCAGAGUAAAAUUAUCAUUUAUGAAAGACUCAGAUGAAUCCUUAGAAACUAAUGUUACAGAAAAGGCCAGUCUUCCUAGUAAGACUAGCCUACAAGAAAUAAAGAAUCUGAACAUUGGAUUCCAAACUGCUCCAAACUGCAGUACACCCAUUAAUAUCUCAAAGCAGGCGUUAUCCAGGGUAAAAUUAAUAUUUGCGAACGAACGAGACGAACCUUUAAAACAUGACGUUGCAGAAGAAGCUAAUAUUCAUAACAAAGAAAAUAAACAAGAAAUGAAGUCGAACAUUGGAUUCCAAACUGCUCGCGGUACACCCAUCAAUAUCUCAAAACAAGCAUUGACCAGAGCAAAAUUAAUGUUUGCAACAGAAUUAGACGAGCCGUUAGAACCGAAUGUUGCAGAGCAAGCGAAUAUUUGUGAUAGAGAAGUCAAGGAGAAAAAUGCAAGGUCUCCGAGCAUUGGAUUUCAAACCGCUCGUAGUGCACCUAUCAACAUCUCAAAACAUGCGUUAACCAGAGCAAAAUUAUUGUUCGCCAAGGAAUUAGACGAACCAUUAGAAGCUAACGUUGUGCAGGAAGUUAAUGCUCGUGAUAAAGAAGUCAAAGUACAAGAAGUGGAGACUCCGAGCGUUGGAUUUCAAACCGCUCGUGGCGCACCUAUCAACAUCUCAAAACAGGCGUUAACCAGAGCGAAAUUAUUGUUCGCUAAGGAAUCAGACGAACCAUCAGAAGCUAACGUUGUGCAGGAAGUUAAUACUCGUAAUAAAGAAGUCAAAGUACAAGAAGUGGAGCCUCCGAACGUUGGAUUUCAAACCGCUCGUGGCGCACCUAUCAACAUCUCAAAACAGGCGUUAACCAGAGCGAAGUUAUUGUUCGCCAAGGAAUUAGACGAACCAUCAGAAGCUAUCGUUGUGCAGGAAGUGAAUACUCGUGAUAAAGAAGUCAAAUUACAAGAAGUGGAGCCUCCGAACGUUGGAUUUCAAACCGCUCGUGGCGCACCUAUCAACAUCUCAAAACGGGCGUUAACUAGAGCGAAGUUAUUGUUCGCCAAGGAAUUAGACGAACCAUUAGAAGCUAACAUUGUGCAGGAAGUUAAUACUCGUGAUAAAGAAGUCAAAGUACAAGAAGUGGAGCUUCCGAACGUUGGAUUUCAAACUGCUCGUGGCGCAUCUAUCAACACGUCGAAACAAGCAUUAUUCAAAGCCAAAUUAUUAUUCGCGAGAGAAUUAGAUGAGCCAUUAGAACACGACGUUGCGGAAAAAAUUAAUAUUUCUAAUAGAGAAAUCGAGAUACAAGAGGCGAAAACUCCUGGCACUGAUGAGUUCCAAACCGCGCUUGGUACAUCUAUCAACAUCUCCAAGCAGGCACUAUCCAAGGCGAAAUUAUUGUUCACGAAGGAAUUUGACGGACCAUCGGGAUUCAAUCUUGCGGAGAGAGCUAAUAUUAACAGCGAAUUAGUCAAAGAACAAGAAGUGAGAGUUUCAAGUGUUGGAUUUCGGACCGCUCGUGGUGCAUCCAUCAGCAUCUCAAAACAGGCUUUCUCCAAGGCUCAGGCAUUGUUCGCGGAUCAACUGGACUCCCCUACGGAAUCGAAUCUCCCGGAGAAACGCAAACUGACCUCGGACGACAGCACGCCUCUCGGCAGGGGCUUCGCGUGGGGUUUGAAGAAGGUGCGUCUCAGCAAUGAAUUCGGGGGUAGGAAAUUAUUCCCCGACUGUUCGAGCGCCGAUAUGGACGUCAACGACACAAUGAAGAUCCAGUUGGAUGAUGACUUCCGCGUGGCGAGCAGAAUGUCGACGAACGACGGAAGAAUCGAAACGGUUCCCAUCGCAGAAUCGCCGAACGAGGCUGCGGCGAGUCGCAUGGAAUAUCCAGAUGAGAGGAACCAAGCGGACCCCGCCAUGGAUGUCUCCGUGUGUUCACCUCAGAGGGACACUUCCGAGUUCCCCGAGUCGAACACGGAGGGCAGUCCCAUCAUAGGCAGGCAGCCUGUCUCGAGGAAGCGCUGGAGUCUCGAGUACCGCAGAAGCAAGCAGAGUACAUCACAGUUGGACGACCGAACGUCACCGGAAGAUGCAAACAGCAUGGCGACAUCACCUCAUCGUGAGAAGACCAACGAAGAGGAGUCGCAGAGGGUGACGCAGCCGGAGCGGCAGAAGGCGGAGAGCACGAGCGAGUCGACCGAGUACGGCGACACGCAGAUGAUGAUGGACUUCAUCGACGAGUCAGCGCAGAUACUUCAGGAUCGCCUGGCGGCUGCGCUCGAACAAGAGAACGCGAUCACCGACAAGAGUCGGCGCAGAUCCAGACAAUCGCCGGGCUACCUGUACCGCCACAAGCAGAUUAACUCCGGAGCUCGCGUCUCGCUGAGGGACCUCGCCGACGGCGCGCCGCCUAGGCCGCGCACCUGCCAGGAACUCAUCGAUCAACGGAUCCCGCCGAACAUCUUGGCCAUCUCCUCCGCGACCGCCGCGUCCUACAAGUUUCGCUGCUCCGAUUUCUACGGCAACGACGUGGCGCGCAGCAACGUCCGCGGGAUAGAGCUGGAGGACGGCGCGCGUCUUGUCAUGGACGAGAAUGGCUACGUGGGGGUCUGGGAGUUCCUGCGCGCCUUUCUCGCGAGUCCAGGAGUCGAACCGAGCCUUGUUCCAGCGCGUUGGAUCGAGAAUCAUUACCGGUGGAUCGUGUGGAAAUUGGCGUCGUUGGACAGGAUGAAGUUCGGCUCGGCUGAGUUGCCAAGGGCGUUAACACCCUCGCACGUGAUGGCGCAGUUAAAGUAUCGUUACGACCGGGAGAUAGAUCGCUCCCAGCGACCGGCCAUACGACGUAUCCUAGAGCAAGAUGACGUCGCGUCCAAGAGGAUGAUUCUGUGCGUGUCGUCGAUCGUGGAGAGCAACGCCGUAGCUAAUUCCACCGUGGAGAUGGGCAAAAGUCCGCGCGUGGGAAUGUCGAAGUGGCGGAUCGAGUUAACCGAUGGCUGGUACAAUAUACCCGCCUGCAUCGACCUCGCUAUGAUAAAAUAUGUGUCGACCGGCAAGGUGCGAGAGGGUACGAAAUUGUUGGUGUAUGGCGCUGAGUUGCUCAACUGCAACGUGGCUUGUUAUCCGUUGGAGGCACCGGCCGACGUGUGUCUCAAGUUGCACACGAACUCGACGAGGCGUGCGCGAUGGGACUUGAAAUUGGGAUACGCACCGCGCUCGGGACCGAUAUCCGUGAGACUGCGCGACGUGUGUCCGAACGGCGGUCUCAUCGGCAAGAUGACAAUCGUCGUCGCCAGGGUGUAUCCGAUGCUGUAUCACGAGAAAACCGUGUCCGGAGAAUCGGUCCUGAGAAACGCGAAGAGCGAGGAGAAAGCGCAGACCGAGUACGAGCAACGGUGCCGACACAAGGCGGAGGCGUUUUACGACAAAGCCGAGAAGGAUUUUCAAGAGGAGGAUCUGUCCUGCGAAACUGAUCUGUUGGCGGGCAAAAGUCGCGAGAACUCCACGCAAGCAUUCGCCGGCAAGAAACAGCAGGAUGAUCUGCUGCGCGAGCUGCGUAUGAAGAAGGAGCGCUACAAGCAAGAACUGCAGUCGAAGCUGCGCGAGAGCCUACCAGCGCCGCGGCAGGUCUCGCCAUUGCUGAAGGUUCGCGUGUGCGACGGGAGUGCGAACGCCAUCCUCUCCGUCUGGUCGCCCGGCGAGGAGGUCGUCGACGCGCUCAAGGAAGGCGCGUGCGUCUCGCUGCGCAACGUCAUCGCUGCCGGGAAAAGGGGGUGUGAGUUGCAGCUCACCGCGCGCCGCUGCGCGCUCUUCAACCCGGGAACGAUGCCGGACGCGUCCUACCCGGUCCGGCUGUGUGCAUCGUUUCGCCAGGUGGGCAGUCCUGAAUUCUCGCCACCUUACGGGGAAUUCGACACGGUCGGUCUCGUCUGCGCCGUCGGCACCGCUCCUUACAGUAUGAAGGAUUUCGAGGCUGUGCACUUGGCCUGUCCGAGGAUUGACUCGAGCGGCUCCUUGUACCUCUCGAUACUGUUUUGGCAAGGAAUAGCCAGUUACGGAUAUGCAGAAGUCCUCACCGUCGGCUCCAUCGUAGCGUGUAAUAAUUUAGAUUGGCGCAGGAUGACUUCUUGGAACGUCCCGGUGGCGUAUUGUACCGACAGGAGCACUUUCACGCGCAAUCCACGGCGGAAUCACCUGUACGAGUCCUUUGAGAGCCUGUGCGACUCGAUAACGAAUCCGAUCGCAUACGCCGAGGGCUGCACCGCCGAGCUCAACGUGGAAUUGCAGAAGAAGCCGGCGACCAUGAGAACGCCGACGCGCUAUGCGUCGGACAAAAAUAUCCCGAUUAAAAUAUACAAUUCCGUCUCGGGCUCCGACAAGAGACCGGUUGACCAUACGCCGUCGCCGUCGCUAUCGACGCCGAGGUCGACCGCCGCCAACAACAGCUGGAAUUUCAGCACGAACAGUCCCUUGAUCCAGAAACGACUGGAUAAGCUCCAGCAGUACGGCGAGCCGCCCGAAUUGUCUCCGAUCAUCAUGAAAUCUUCCAAGAGAGUCUUCUUGGAUUACCGAUCACCCGUUGGCGUCUCGGACGCGAGCUCGACGACGAUCACGUCGAGCACCAGUAAACACGGCCGCUCGAACCCGUGCCUGUCGCCGGAGAAGCAGUGACACAAUUGUUUGAUAGUUUUAGUUUUUAUCUCAGGUACCUCUCAAGAAUGUAUAUUUGUCGAUAACUGCCGCGUGUUCGUUGAUGAUAAACUAUUUUCUUAACAGUUCAACGCAUUUUCUGCUCACAUCCACCAUCAAAGUUCUCCCCAAGUCCUUUCCGAGAUUCACCAGCUCAAAAAUCACCCGACGUCAGCCGGGCCCAAUUUACUCAGAAACGAAUGAACGUAAAACGUGCUGAGAAGGGGAGAUACUCGGUUUCGCUACGCAGGAGUUAAACAUUCCGCCCGUUAUCGCGUAAUGUUAUUCUCGCUGGAAGAUACGGCGACGUUCAGAGCGACAAUUUGCAGUCGCCCGUGAGACACCCAUCCGGGAAACGCCGGGGAACUAAUCUUCAGGUGUACGCGGGGGUCAUUAUCCUGCCCGCGGCGAGUCAUUUCGACCGUGUUCCUACAGUUUCCUAAAUGUAACUGCGUAAUAGGACAACGGAGUCAGCGAUGCGAGUCAGUCGAGAGAUUUCCUUGUUCUGCUGAAAAGCGCGGUAGAUUGAGCAAUUAAUGCUCAACUCCCGAGCUCGACCAAAGUAUUGAGGAAUUCCAGCCGAGGAUUCGACACCGGCAAAUUUGAAGUCGCUGUUCCCCUCCUCAUCUUUCUCCUGACUUCCGGUACUCGACCUGGCUCUCCACAAAUCGUUCAUUCGCCCGUUAAACGUGGCGAAAACUCGCGUCGGGAAAAACGGAGAUUCUCCAUGCUGCCGCAUGGAAGCAUUGUUUGACAGCCGGGAAGCGGAUCAAGCGGAACGCGCGCGGGGCCCUUCGCCUCGGCCGCAUGCGCAGCCGACUCCGAGGAGGAGAAUCUAGAAAUGAACGGCGCGGCGGCGCGCGCGGGCUUUGGCGCUCAGUUUGACACGCACCGGCGUGCCGUGCGCUCUGUUUGGGAUUUUGUCUGUUCGCUCGUCCGUUGGUCGUUCGCACGACGAACAACGACCUGAAGAGAGGCGUGCUCGAGAAAGAGAGAGAGAGAAGAGAAUCAGGUGUUCGCUUGCGAGGGGAAGAGGAAGAAGAAGAAUCGAUCGUGCCGUGUUUUCGUUUCUCCUCUCGUCGACGUGUGUAACCAACCGAUGUCUCGCGACGCGAUUUCUCACGCUUAA
This is a messenger RNA of Harpegnathos saltator (Jerdon's jumping ant), 7560 nucleotides long. Its product is annotated as breast cancer type 2 susceptibility protein homolog. NCBI's taxonomy places the organism in Eukaryota, Metazoa, Arthropoda, Insecta, Hymenoptera, Formicidae. Gene Ontology annotation, cellular component: nucleus. The record is from RefSeq and is a predicted model, not a curated record. Gene Ontology annotation, biological process: regulation of DNA-templated transcription; double-strand break repair via homologous recombination. The coding region runs from base 507 to 6413 and encodes 1968 amino acids. The transcript has 13 exons.